Messenger RNA from Gymnogyps californianus (California condor), 1812 nucleotides. RefSeq names its product spermatogenesis associated 2 (gene SPATA2). Lineage: Eukaryota; Metazoa; Chordata; Aves; Accipitriformes; Cathartidae. The transcript has 3 exons. Gene Ontology annotation, biological process: protein K63-linked deubiquitination; regulation of necroptotic process; protein linear deubiquitination. Gene Ontology annotation, cellular component: cytoplasm. Bases 217 to 1788 code for a protein of 523 amino acids. The record is from RefSeq and is a predicted model, not a curated record.
GGGAGCGUGUGAGGGGCCGAGGGGUCCGCAGUCCGCAUCCGGGUCACCGGGCGCUUCCGGCUGAACGGCGGCGGGUCCCGGGCGGCAGGCGCGGCCCGGCGCGGAGCGAAGAGUUGCCAUUACUGAAGAUUCUUAAUGCCAGAUAAUCAACCUACUGCUGAAUAACCAUGAAAGAGACGAGGUAGCUGCCCAAGUGUGAGAUAAAAACUGAUUUCAAUGGAUACAAAAUACAAAGACGAUUUAUUUAGGAAGUAUGUACAGUUCCAUGAAUGCAAACUGAAUGCCUCUGACAACAAACAGCGUCCUAUUAAUGAUGAGUAUUUGCGAGUGGCAGCGGCAGCCUUACUUUGCCUUCCCAAAAUUGAUCCCUUUUAUAGAUUCCGGUUGAUAAAAUUUUACGAGAUGGCUGAAAACUCACUGAGAUUUGUGAAAUCCUCAAGUUUACAUUCUCUCCAUAAUGCGUUCAGCAUGCUCGAGACACUUGGAAUUAACCUCUUUCUUUACCCCUGGAAAAAGGAGUUCAAAAAUAUUAAGACCUACACUGGACCCUUUGUUUAUUAUGUAAAGUCUGCUCUAGCUGAAGAUGAUGUAAGGCAGAUUUUGAACUACAUGGGCUAUGUCCAAGAACUGGGAACAAUGUAUAAGCUCAAAGAGCAGGUUGAUGCCAUUCAAGUGAAAAUGGUUUCAUUUGAACUCUUUUUGGCCAAAGUGGAAUGUGAGCAGCUUCUUGAAAUUCACUUGCAAGUGAAGGAUAAAGGUUAUUCAGAGAUUGAUGUCAUAAAUGAACGAAAAAAUAGCAAUGAAGAUGUUAGAGGCUGCUCAGAAGCCAUGAAACGGCGUGUAGAGUGCAAAGAAAACUUAAACACUUCCAUGGCACGGAUGGUACUCCAGAAAUCAGCGAGUGAACGGGCCUCUAAAGAUUAUUUCAAGCCGAAGGUGAGCAAGCCUUCUAAAUCAGUGGACACAUAUGAUAAUUACUGGGAAAGUAAGAAACCACCUUUGAUGAGCUCACUGAGUCUCAGGAAAGAACCAAUUUUAGUUGAUGCAGAAGAUGACAUUAAAGAUGAAAUUAUCCGUCCGUCACCCUCUCUUCUGACAAUGUCAAGCUCCCCACACGGGUGUUCAGAUGAAUUCUUGCCAACUUCAUCUCAUCACAAUGGCAUGCUAAGAACAAAUGUCCCUUACAGCUCCUAUUUUUCUGCUCAAGAGGACUUAGAUUUAUAUACUGAUCCCGAUUCUAGAAGCAUGUUAAAUUUUAAAAGACAAGAAGCUAUUAAGCCCGAUGUAUGGCUGUUAAAAAAUGAUGCCAACCCUGUUUACCACAAACGCACCCACCUAGCCAAAGAGACAGCUUCCCUCAAGUGCCAAAACUGUGGCGUACCUUGUGGCACUUCUGUUUGCCAAAAGUGUGACAAUCUAUUCAACUCUAGGCAGGAAUACCCAGCAGUGAAACAGAGCACCUAUUCAAUCAAACCACUUCCAAAUGAUGGCUUGUCUCCUGCGUCUGCUUUAAGGGAGAAAUCUCAGUACACAUCACAGACUCAGAGUCAAGAGAGAGCUGCUCAAUUCAGUUCAAAAUCCAAACCUUCAGGCACCUCGCGCUGUGGCUUUUGUAACCGAUCUGGAGCUGCAAACACUUGCACGUUUUGCUCAAAAGUCUCAUGUGACACUUGCCUCAAUGCUUACUAUUACGAUCCCUGCUGUAGAAAAAGCGAGCUUCACAGAUUCAUGCCUAACAAUCAGUUAAACUAUAAAUCGUCCCAGCUGUCCCAUGUAGUUUACAGAUAGACUUGAUUAGUCUGUUUUGGAGGG